UUAGUCUGCAUUCUUAUCCUAGAUUUACACUAUUAUCUCUUUGCAUAAUCAUUCAUAACUUUCUGAUGCGCUUGGAAUAGGUAACAGAGUUAUUGCUUAAUGAACUUUUGAUGGUAUCUCUUUGAUCUAGAGCUCACUUCAAUUGCCUGUUUUAUUUUUCUUUUUUGACCAAAACAAUGAUCACUUCAAUCACUUGUUGAGGACAUGCAUAUCCAAUGACUAAUUGCGGAUGCGGCUGUUAUCUCAAGCAGGAAAAGCCCCUCUCCACCAAGAUGUAUAUUACACCCAGAGACCUUUAGAGUUUGGAUCAUUUGAAAUUUUGGAUGGGAAGGCACACAGGCUAAUACUUAUUCUUAGGAUUUUUAUCAUAUAGAAGUAGGAUAAAUUAGAUUUCCUAAUUUGAACAUAUCUAGGUCUGCUAGCAUGUCAAAUAUCCAUUUCUUGGUACGAAUGACAUGACAUUGUUUUGAUCUAAUCAUGUAGAGAAAUUUGUGUGGUUUAUUAACCAUCCAUGUUCAUGUUUCUUGCUGGAAAUCAUUCAGAUAAAAAGGAAAUCAAUCAUCACGUCUAUGAAUAGAAUCAGAGUUUUUGCCUCAUUGUACAACUCAAUAUCAAAGAAAAAAGAAAGAAUAAGAGUUUUAAUAUAUUUUAUAUUUCACGAUUCUUGCACAUUAGGUUACAAAACUGAACACAAGAAAAUAAAAUCCAUAAUCAGAACUCUGCCCCCCCUUUUGACCUAAUCAAAGUGGAGUGAAAUCCCUGAGUUUUGUUUUUGGCUUCCUCCAAGGCUGUGAUCAAUUCUUGUACAUGGAAGACUUUGAUGUUAGAGGAUCAAUCAGCUUGCAGCUGUGCCUGCUUUCUCUAGACUUGCCAUGUAUGUCAUAUAGACAGUCCAUAAGUAUGAAAAUGAAUUGCUAACAAGUGGCUGCCAAAUUGAAACACCAAGAAUCAAAUUUACAAACUAAAGCUUGGCCACAUGGAGAGAACAAGAAAACAACAAAGGUAUGGGGAGCAUAGACAUACCUGUAAAUAGACUGGGAUGAAUCUGAAAGUAAUAAAAUCACAAAUGGGCCAGUACAUGACGCCAUUUAACAUCGUCGGAAGCAAAUCUCGCUUCAAUCGAGCAACAAUCUCAGCAUUACUUUCACCUGAGCACACAGUCAUGACAACCACUUAGAUAAACUACACAGCCACAUUUUAUUAUAACUUCUAUACUUUAGGUGCCAUUACUUGGCAGAAUGUAAUUUGGCUCUUAGUUCAAAUAAUAGACACAAUGACAUCUUUCUUGAUUUGCAGCCAACAAUAUGACCAAAAAAUUAGAGAGUUACUGAAAGUCUGAAACUUAUCUAUUGUAAAGCCUACUAAAGAAAACUAGAAAAGAACCAAGAAAGAAAAUGCCUCCUCAAACAAGUCUUAAAGUAGCAGUAGAUUAUCCUGGCCUUUACUUUUAGGUAUUAAACGAUGGUCAACAAUAGUUGAAAUCUUAAUAAUUUGAUCAAAUUAGCGCAUCAAUUUGUUUAAGAAAUUUUCAUUUAAUCAGGUAAACAUGUAACUUUGGUGCUGAGAGGAUAUGAAAACAAAAUAAUGGGGAAAUAAUGAAUCAAUUAAACCAGGAAAACCAUAGUAAAAAAGUGUUAAGUAAAAUUUGAUGUGAACUCAACAAACCAAUAACAUUCUUUUAUUAAUUAGUUCCAAUUUCAGGGAGACAUGGAGUUGAACGCAGCUUCUGGAGUUAGGGCAUGGUGCACCUCCAACCAACCGGAUCCAGAGUCCUGCUUCAUAAAAAUUCUAUUUGCCAUUCUGACAACCUAAUCAUUCUGGGAAAAUGCUGUGUAAAUUAGAUAAGGACGUUGUUCCUGUCUUCUAUGCUUCGCACCUUAGGCAGUUAAAUAGUUUCUGGUAAUC
Messenger RNA from Rubroshorea leprosula, 1905 nucleotides. The record is from the annotation of a GenBank genome assembly. Lineage: Eukaryota; Viridiplantae; Streptophyta; Magnoliopsida; Malvales; Dipterocarpaceae.